Letharia columbiana is the source of this 2751-nucleotide messenger RNA. RefSeq lists its product as uncharacterized. The transcript is spliced from 8 exons. Gene Ontology annotation, molecular function: FAD binding; O-methyltransferase activity; oxidoreductase activity. The record is from RefSeq and is a predicted model, not a curated record. Lineage: Eukaryota; Fungi; Ascomycota; Lecanoromycetes; Lecanorales; Parmeliaceae. Bases 1 to 2751 code for a protein of 916 amino acids.
AUGUGGCCGUUAUCACCGUUAUCAUUGUACAUCCUACCCUUCCUUCUGUCUCUUGUGUCUGCCGUCGUUCUACCCACAAGUCCCGCCAACUCCACUUGCAACCAGCAGUGCCAAAUCGACAAGAAUCUUGGCCCGGAGUUGUCGAGACAUGCAUCGAUCGUGCACACCACCUCCGCGAUUCCAAGAUGGAGCGAUUUUGACGCGCCAAAUCCCGGUACGGUUGUGAAUGUGGCAUCGGAACAUGAUGUGUUAUUGACAGUCAAAUAUUGUAUUGCACACAAUCUGCGCUUUCUGGCCCAGAAUGGCGGAAAUGCCUGGGGUACCACCUUCACCAUAGGACAGAAUGACGUGCUCAUCAACCUGAGAGGCAUUCGAAAAAUCCGAUUCAAUGCCAACAAAACUCAGGUCACGUUCCAAGGAGGAGCUAUUGUAUCAGAGGUCGUGGAUGCCGCCUACGGAAACGGAACGCAAGUGUUGACAGGCAAUUGCAACUGCAUUGGGACACUUGGUGCAGCUCUUGGCGGCGGAUAUAGCCGUCUGAUGGGUUUGUAUGGAUUCGGGGUUGACAACAUCCUCUCCAUGAAUCUUGUGACACCGUCCGGUACCGCUAUCGAGGUGGGGCCCAAAGAUACAGACCUCUGGUGGGCUCUUCGAGGCGCCGGUCCCAAUUUCGGCAUUGUCACCUCCGCAACGAUGAAGUCCUAUCCUGUCCCAACUGCGCAGAACGGUGCCUGGCUUGGCCCACUCAUCUUCACGGAAGACAAGAUCGAAGCGCUUGUCCAAGCCAUCAACGAUCUGGAUCUUUUACCUCCCAUGGCCAUUUUUCUGUACUUUGCAACCUUGCCACCGAACAACACGGCUACCGUCAUCGCGAUCCCAUUCUAUCUUGGCAAUGAGACCCAGGGCAAAGCUGCCUUUGCUUCCAUUUCCGCCGUAGGUCCAGUUGCGGAUGAGACUGCCUGGAUACCUUACAACCUUAUCAAUGCAGGAAGCGACACUUUCUGCGCGAAGGGAGGCCGAAAACCUUCAUACGGUGCUGGCUUUGCGCAAAUGGAUCCUGCGACUUGGCGCUCGAUUUGGAAUGAAUACAACACCUUCAUACAGAAUCCAGGUACGCAGAACACAAGUGUCUUGGUGGAGUGCUACUCGUUAUAUAAAGCCACGUCGUUCGGCAACGCAUCGUCCUCGUACGCAUUCCGUUCAUCUAUCAAGUACAAUGCUGUAGUCAACACCUGGUAUGCGGAUCCGGCUUUGGAUUCCAGAGCGGAGGCAUUCGGCUCUGCGGUCCGAGAUCUAUGGCGGUCCACUGAUAAUUUGCCUUCAAAUGAGACCUACAUCAACUAUGCCAAUGGUGAUGAGCCUUUGGAAACCGUCUAUGGAGGGAACGUUGCAAGAUUGCAGAAGAUCAAGCGAGAACAUGAUCCGCGAGGACGGUUCAAUCAAUUCUUUCCCCUUACAAAUGGAAACGCGCUACGGACAGGAUCACCGAGCUCGCCGCCAUCAUCUCCCAGAACACGGAGCGCAUCAGUAACUACCUUGAACGGACACGACCUGCCGCCGUUAUCGUUCGCAGCCGACGCGCCCCCGGGCUUACCGGAAGUGCUGGCGAGCGCACGCGCUGCCGUCGUGGAGGCUGCCGACGAGCUCAAGCUGCUCGUGCAAGGGCCGAAGGAGGCACUGCAAUCCGAAGGGGUUCGCUUCCCCUUUUUCCGCGAUGGUGGCACCGAGUGCAUCGAGAUGUUGUUCCUGCACGUCGUCGUGGACUACGGCAUCGCCCGAUCCUUCCCCGUCGGGCAGGAAGCGACGUUUGCGGACAUCGGCGGGGCGUGCGGGCUCGGGGAGCGAGAGGUCCGUCGCGUGCUCCGCCAUGCCAUGACGAAGCGUGUGUUUCGGGAGUCGAGGAAGGGCGUCGUGGAGCAUACCGCCGCGUCGAGGCUGUUGGCGCAGGAUGAGGCGUUCGCCGAUUGGGCAAAUGUCAAUCUCGGGGAGGCCUGGCCGGCGGCAGCUCAGACGGUCAAUGCGAUGCGGAAGUGGCCUGGGUCGCAAAGAGCAGCUCAGAGUGGCUUUUCCUGCUCCAGGGGUACGGACGACACGCUCUUUGAUUACUUGGGCAAGCAUCCGGAGCGAGCGACAAAGUUCGCCAGCGGUAUGUCGGCCUUCAGUACAGGGCCUGGGUAUAAACUGGACCACAUCGUCGACGAUCCGCUCUGGACCGACCUUGGAGAAGCCGUCGUUGUGGAUCUCGGUGGUUCGACGGGGGAGGCGAUGAUUGCGCUCACGAGCAAAUUCCCUCGACUCGUCGCCGUGGUGCAGGACUUACCGAAUCCUAUCGCUAGGCAUCUCGUGCCUCCGACUGCGAUACAGGGACGAAUUCGGUUCAUGGCCCAUGACUUCUUCAACGAGCAACCUGUCAAGGACGCCGAUGUGUACUUUUUCCGCUUGGUGUUGCAUAAUUGGUCCGACGAAGAUUGCUCCCGGAUCCUCAGAGCGCUCGUGCCGGCGUUGAAACCUGGGGCCAGGAUUAUCGUCAACGAGUGGUGUCUACCGGAAAUACACACGAUUUCCAUCAUGGAGGAACGAAGAUUGAGGGCGAUGGACAUGCAUAUGCUGUCGCUUCUGAACGCGCGAGAGAGGGAUAGCGAUGACUGGGCAGAUUUGUUCAACCAUGCCCACCCAAAGUUCCAACUGAAGAGUAUCACAACACCUAGAGGAUCAAACCUCUCAGUUAUAGAAGUCGUAUGGACGGGCUAA